CCUCGCUUAAAACCUUCAGCACUAGCACGUUGCUCCCUGCGCUGCUCUUCGGUCCACUUUUCCUAGCAGCUUUCUGAAACUUCCACAUCCAUUACUUCAACAUCUCCGUUCAGUUAAACAUCCCCAGACAUGGAGAAUUACCACAAACCCGACGAGAAAACUCUUCAGGGCCUGAGGAGCAUCGCUAACAAGCUAAGAAUUCACUCCAUCAAUGCGACAUGCGCCUCAAAUUCAGGACACCCAACAUCAUGCUGCAGCGCCGCUGAGAUCAUGUCUGUGCUGUUCUUCCACACCAUGCGCUACAAAGCCGACGAUCCGCGCAACGCCUGCAACGACCGCUUCGUUAUGUCUAAGGGUCAUGCUGCGCCCAUUCUCUAUGCAGCAUGGGUAGAAGCUGGCUAUGUGAAAGAGGCCGAAUUGCUUAACUUGCGCAAGAUUGACUGUGACCUUGAGGGCCAUCCUACACCUAAAUUGGCCUUUGUGGAUGUGGCUACGGGUUCCCUGGGCCAGGGUCUGGGAGCUGCAUGUGGGAUGGCUUACACUGCAAAGCAUUUUGACAAAUCCAGCUACCGUGUGUACUGCCUGCUGGGAGACGGCGAGUGCUCUGAGGGUGCCGUGUGGGAGGCCAUGGCUUUUGCGUCCCACUAUGGCCUGGACAACCUGGUGGCCAUUCUGGAUGUGAACCGCCUGGGACAGAGUGAGGCUGCACCUCUGAAGCAUGACAUGAAUGUCUAUCUUGAGCGCUGCAAGGCUUUCGGCUGGAACACGUGUGUGGUGGAUGGCCAUAAUGUGGAAGAGCUGUGUAAGCAGCUGUGGCAUGCAGAACGUUUUAAAGGGAAGCCCACUGCUAUUGUAGCCAAAACCUUCAAGGGCAAAGGUCUGAAAGGCAUAGAGGACCUUGAUAAUUGGCAUGGCAAGCCCAUCCCUAAGGACCGUGUGGAUGAGCUGAUUGGUCAUCUUGAGAACCAGAUCCAGACUUCCAGUAAACCCCUCCAGGCUGCACUACCUAAUGAGGAUGCAGCUCCUGUAGACCCAAGUCCCAUCUACCUACAGUCUCCUCCAGAAUACAAAUCUGGAGACAAGAUCUCUACCAGGAAAGCCUAUGGUGUUGCCUUAAAGAAGAUGGGAGAUGCCAGCCAGCGUAUUGUGGCUCUGGAUGGAGAUACCAAAAAUUCGACUUUCUCCGAGACCUUUAAGAAAGCCCAUCCUGAUCGCUACAUAGAGUGUUUUAUUGCUGAGCAGAACAUGGUAAGCGUGGCGAUUGGUUGUGCCACUCGAGAUCGCACGGUCCCGUUCGCCAGCACCUUUGCUGCUUUCUUAUCACGUGCCUAUGACCAGAUCCGCAUGGCAGCAAUUUCUCAGUCUAAUGUCAACCUGGUGGGCUCCCACUGUGGUGUCUCUAUUGGUGAGGACGGACCCUCUCAGAUGGCUUUGGAGGAUCUUGCGAUGUUCCGUGCUAUCCCAACAUGCACUGUGUUUUACCCUAGUGAUGGAGUGUCUACUGAGAGGGCAGUAGAGUUGGCAGCAAAUACAAAGGGUAUCUGUUUCAUAAGGACCAGCCGGCCAGACACAGCAGUCAUAUAUAAGGCAGAUGAGAAAUUUGAAAUUGGCAAAGCUAAGGUGGUGCGUCAGUCUAACAGUGAUCAAGUGACCGUGAUUGGAGCUGGUGUCACGCUGCAUGAGGCCCUUGCUGCACAUGACAUUCUGGCUAAGGAAGGUGUGAACAUCCGUGUAAUUGACCCGUUCACUAUUAAACCCCUGGACGCUUCUACAAUUGUGGCCAGUGCUCGGGCCACUCAAGGCAGAGUGAUCACGGUAGAGGAUCAUUACAAAGAGGGUGGUCUGGGCGAGGCUGUUCUGGCAGCAGUGGGAGAGGAACCGGGCGUCGUGGUCCAUCGACUGGCUGUGAGCCGAGUGCCCCAGAGUGGCAAACCCCAGGAGCUGCUGGACAUGUUUGGCAUCAGUGCUAAGUCUAUUGUGGCUGCAGUCAGAGGCACUUUUGCCAACUAAAUCCCUUUAUUCCCACCGGUCUUUCCUUCCUGCUGACCUACCGCUAAUACAACAGGCUUUUAAAUGCUUUUGGCCUGUAAUAAGUUCUUUCCCUGACUAGAGCACUGCGUUUAAUGACCUAAGAAAACCUGAAAAGGUUAAAAAAAAAAAAUUCUUUCUUGAUUCUUAAAGCUUUGUACAGGUUUUGAGUAACAUCUCUGGCAUUCUGGUUAUGUUACACAUUCAUCCUGACCGAUGAAAUGACCUUCAUAUAAUGGUUAGUCAUUUAUAAAAAUAUAUAAUUUGCUAAAUCAUGGUGCAGUGCUUAUGACCCAUCACUUUAACUUCUUUCCAUUUCAAUUCCUACAUUCCUCUUGCAUCUUUUUUUCCUGCAGUAUGAAUUACCUUCACUAUGAAGUAUUCACUGUCUUGGAGGGUAAAUUAUGGUUUCAGUUGAACUUCCUCACCGAGUGUGUGAGAGGAAUGCAUACCGAGGCGCUUGUAGGGUCUCUGAGUGCAUCUCCUCUGUUUAAGCUACCGUGUAUUUGCUUCGUUUGCAGCUAGUCUUGUGUCCCAGUGUGUCAUCUAUUUGCGUCAUGUUACUGAUCUGUCCAGAUCGUCAUUGGCUGUGUGAAUUCUCUGGAUCCGUCUGCCUUUACAAGCAGUAAUAAAGAUAACUGUUCACCCAC
Molecule: messenger RNA, 2678 nt
Organism: Hemibagrus wyckioides
Lineage: Eukaryota; Metazoa; Chordata; Actinopteri; Siluriformes; Bagridae
Gene: tktb
Product: transketolase b
Exons: 14
Coding region: 130-2010 (626 amino acids)
Molecular function (GO): transketolase activity; thiamine pyrophosphate binding
Source: RefSeq, a predicted model, not a curated record